AUGUGUACAAAUAUCGAAAGAGCUAUUUCAAAUACAAUGUCAUCGUAUGCAUCAAAUAUACAAUUAGAAAUUAUUUUUAAUAUUCCAUUACAAGAUAAUAUCGAUGAAUAUCAAUGUCAAUUUCAUUUAACUAAUGACAAAGAAUUUUUCUUUUGUACAAAUGCUCUUCCUCUUGAUGAUAAAGCGUUAAAAUGUUUACCUCCUAUCCUAAAUGAUGUAAAUCAAACUGUUUACAAUGUUGUUUUAUCAGUUCAUCAUGUAAUACAUAUUCUAAUCAAUUUAUAUGGAGUCUUCAAACAGUAA
Molecule: messenger RNA, 303 nt
Organism: Rotaria sp. Silwood2
Lineage: Eukaryota; Metazoa; Rotifera; Eurotatoria; Philodinida; Philodinidae
Source: the annotation of a GenBank genome assembly